This is a messenger RNA of Gossypium raimondii (Peruvian cotton), 620 nucleotides long. RefSeq lists its product as uncharacterized. Bases 69 to 413 code for a protein of 114 amino acids. The record is from RefSeq and is a predicted model, not a curated record. Lineage: Eukaryota; Viridiplantae; Streptophyta; Magnoliopsida; Malvales; Malvaceae. The transcript is spliced from 2 exons.
UCAUUCCCCUUCACUUACCUUCAAAAUCAACCCAGAACCUUCUCCCGUGUUUUUCUCCUCUCCCAUAAAUGAAGUUCUUCUCUGAAUUAGGUUCCUGUUAUCGCCCAUCCACAUCCCAUCGAGAUGAGGAUAAGGCUUCUCUCCGCACCACCCGCCAUGCAGAACGUACUAUUACCAAGUCAGGCGGUGGCUCUGCCUCCUCACCAAGUCGACAUUGGAGACCGGUUCUUCAAGCUAUCAGGGAAGACGGCAAGGUUACGGAAAAGAGAACUCCCAAUAAAAACAAAUCCAAAGGGAAAUAUACGUCUAAGCCUUACAGAGUUAGCCAUGAUGAGAAUUCCUACUACUCCAGGAAUAACAACAGUGAGCCGAUGGUUAUACCUGCGUUCUCUCCGACACCCUUCAUGUUUUAAACUUUAAGAAGCUUUGGCCGCCGGCCGGAUGCUGCCUAUUCUCUUUACUAUUUUCUUUUUAAUUAUUCUAUCCAUUUUCCUUGCUGAUUUAGGAAGAUGUUAAGACUGGUAGUAUAUAGGAUAAUAAUUUUGUUUUAUCAUUUAUUUUUCACCCGAAACUUGUAAAGAGUUGUUUUUGACUUCAAUAAUGAAAUGUUUUCUAUAUAA